CAAUAGACGCCGGAUGGUGAGAUGGAAAGAGAAAUGGUGGCUAGGUCUAAAUAAGAAUAAGGGGACAGCGGAAACUAGUGUUCAUCGCGUUAGCGCACAGAGUAGCGUUCGCACUAAGCCGAAACCUCUCAAGGUAGUUUUUGACUGUCCGACCGCCGGCUCACGUCCAAUGCCAACUUCAGAAGUUAUGGAAUUCGUCCUCUGUACUGAUGUAAGGGUGUUUUCACGGGGCGGCAAUAGGCAGACAUCCUUAUGUGGAGUAGCCCGAGCCGGAGUCGGAGCAACGUUCAUUUAGGCGAAGAUUGGCGAGGGGUGCGACGGGU
This is a messenger RNA of Periconia digitata, 323 nucleotides long. The record is from the annotation of a GenBank genome assembly. NCBI's taxonomy places the organism in Eukaryota, Fungi, Ascomycota, Dothideomycetes, Pleosporales, Periconiaceae.